AUGUGUGAGGUGGAUGUGACCCCAGAACCAAGCAGUCCCACGCUGCUCAGCGAAUCUACGGACACUUACUGUCAGACCGACCGAUGGCACAGGCUCCGCACCAGCGUUCGCAAACUUGACUUCUGGGAAGAUUUCAGCGCUGAGCUUAUAGGCAGCGGUUUCUUCUCCAAAGUCUACAAGGUGAUGCACAACACCACUAAGAAAGUAAUGGUGGUGAAGAUCUACAAGAAUGAUGUGGACCAGGACAGCAUUGUAAAAGAGAUCAGCCUACUGCAGAAACUCUCCCACCCAAACAUAGUGAGGUAUCUUGGGAUCUGCGUCAAAGACGAAAAGCUGUAUCCAAUACUUGAGUAUGUGAGCGGAGGUUGUCUGGAGGAGUUGCUGGCGCGUGAUGAUGUCACACUGUGUUGGAGGGAGAAGGUGGAAUUAGCCUGUGACAUCAGCAGAGGCAUGGCCUACCUUCACUACAAAAACAUCUACCACAGAGACCUCAACUCCAAGAACUGUCUGAUCCGUGUGACUGGGCGUGGCAGGGAGGCAGUGGUGACGGACUUUGGCCUGGCCAGAGAGGUGGGGGAGCUCCCUGCUAACGAUCCCGAGAGGAAGAUGUCGCUGGUGGGGUCUGCCUUCUGGAUGGCCCCAGAGAUGCUGAGAGGAGAACCAUACAACCGGAAGGUGGAUGUGUUCUCUUUUGGAAUUAUGCUGUGUGAGAUUCUGGCCCGGAUCCCAGCCGACCCAGAGGUUCUGCCCAGAACCCAAGAUUUCGGACUGGACGCGGAGGCUUUUGCGGAGCUGGUCCAGGGCUGUCCCCAGCGUGUGCUGGAACUGUCAGCCAGCUGCUGCCUGAUGGAUGCAUUUCGGCGACCCUCUUUCUCUGAGCUGGUGGAUGAGCUAGAGGACAUUGCUGAGUCCCUGGAGCCACCAGACCCUCUACUGUCCACAGGGUGA
This is a messenger RNA of Chanos chanos (milkfish), 948 nucleotides long. Its product is annotated as dual specificity testis-specific protein kinase 2. Gene Ontology annotation, cellular component: nucleus; cytoplasm. Gene Ontology annotation, biological process: actin cytoskeleton organization; protein phosphorylation. The transcript is spliced from 8 exons. The record is from RefSeq and is a predicted model, not a curated record. Gene Ontology annotation, molecular function: ATP binding; protein serine/threonine kinase activity. Lineage: Eukaryota; Metazoa; Chordata; Actinopteri; Gonorynchiformes; Chanidae. Bases 1 to 948 code for a protein of 315 amino acids.